Messenger RNA from Histoplasma mississippiense, 789 nucleotides. RefSeq lists its product with no specific name. NCBI's taxonomy places the organism in Eukaryota, Fungi, Ascomycota, Eurotiomycetes, Onygenales, Ajellomycetaceae. Bases 1 to 789 code for a protein of 262 amino acids. The transcript is spliced from 3 exons. The record is from RefSeq and is a predicted model, not a curated record.
AUGUCGGGACUACCCUCGUUUGAGGGGGGUCACUUAAUGCUACAAGACACUGCGCAACACCAUUCGGAUGCUCCAAUGGUUUACUCUAACCCUACACACUGCGGUAUGGCUAGUAAUGCUAUGUUCCAACGAUAUGUACCCCAAUACAAUGGCGGCUUUCACUACCCAGCGGUUCCCACUAUGAGGCAAGAACAUCACUCAAUUAUAAUGCAACAGCGGCAGAGGCAGGUUAACUGCUCGGGUCUUCAGGACUUGGAACAAAAUACCGGCGCUCACCCUUUUGGGUUGGAUAAUAACGCGGAGAAUCAAAGCGUAGAGAAUAAUAACAUGCAAAGACCCGCAACAAAUAACAAGACUCCUCGAGUCCCUUUACGGUCGUCGCGCUCACACGCGACAGUGUCUCAAGUAGACCAAGCAAGGAGUCAACCAUUCGGUGUUAGGAAACAAUCAAGGAGAAGAGUCGGUGGAACCGACACGAAGUUUGAGUAUAGUGUAUGUGUUUUUAAAUCGAAUCCGGCUUGUGUCUCAUUGACGAAAUUGACAUCUGUUUCCAGGUACAUAAGAAACUACGGCAAUAUGGUUGUGAUCAGUGUGGCCAUCGGUUUGCGCGACAGGACACUCUGCGAAGGCAUUGCGAAGAUGGAUGCAGAAGACGGAAUCGUCAAGCUCAGCGUACGGCCAAAAGCGUGCCAACAAUGCCCCAGCAAGCCCCGGCAUAUCAAUCUCCAUCCAUCCCAUAUCCCGACCAAACGAGUACAUACACUGAGGCUGAGGACCCGCAAAAACUAA